AUCGCCUAUGUAAAGAUAUGUGUACAUAUGAAGACACGUUUGCUUUAGAAAAUAUGAAAACUGUUUAUUACAGUGCCCGAACAGUGUAAGUGUGUACAAGAGAUUUAAAAGAUUAGAAAAAGAAAUUGUGCGUGCUGCCUGUGGCUCCGCCUCGACGUGGGCGUUGACGUCACAUUACUACCCAUCAAUCAGCCUAUAUUGAUCUGUCAGUUUGAGUACUUCUGCUACGGAUUCAUCAUCAGCCGACUGGAGAGCUUUGAGAAAGGUCAAAAGCCAAUGAUGGAGAUGAACUCUACCUCUUCCUGUCACAGCAAUACAACACAUGUAUCUGAGUCUGUUGACCAGCAUGCUGAGCUGAGAAAGUCUCUCUACACAAUGACUCUGAUUGUUUACUGCCUGGCCUUUGUUCUCGGUGUGCUCGGGAAUGGAGUGGUUAUCUGGGUGACCGGGUUCAAGAUGAAGAAAACAGUUAGCACAGUUUGGUUCCUCAACCUUGCUGUGGCCGACUUCCUCUUCACAGCAUUCCUGCCCCUGAGUGUGACGUACCUGGCUUUGGAUUUCCACUGGCCUUUUGGCAAGUUCAUGUGCAAACUGAACAGCACAUUAAGCUCCCUGAACAUCUUUGCCAGUGUCUACAUUCUGAUGGUGAUCAGUGUGGACAGAUGUGUGUCUGUGGUGUGGCCAGUCUGGGCCCAGAACCACCGAAGUGUACGCAAGGCGUCCUGUGUGAGUCUGGGUGUUUGGGUACUGGCUCUGAUUCUCAGCACUCCAUACUUUGUCUUCAGGGACACUGGGCCAUCACAUAACAAUGACGACAUCAUCAACUGCUUCAACAACUUCGCCCUUUCUGAUGAUUAUGAAAACCUGUCUGUGUUUCAGCUGGCACAGUUUCGUCAGCAGGCCGUGACCAUCACCCGCUUCCUCCUGGGAUUUGUUGUCCCCUUCACUGUCAUUGUCUCCUGUUAUGCUGUUAUAAUCCAUCGUCUCAGAAGAAACCGCACCCUGGCCAGCCAGUCAAAUCGCGCCUUUAAGAUCAUCGCUGCUGUUAUUAUCGCUUUUUUCCUGUGCUGGGCUCCCUUUCACAUCAUGGCUCUAAUUGAGAUGGUGAAUCACAUCGCUACUAAUCGAAGUGAAACAUUAGACUAUGUCACCACUAUUGGGAUCCCUAUAACCAUCAGCCUGGCCUUUCUCAACAGUUGCUUGAACCCACUGCUGUAUGUGUUCAUGGGCCGAGAUUUCAAGGAUAACGUCCGCAAAUCCAUCCUGAAUGUAUUGGAGAAUGCCUUCCAGGAGGAGGUUUCUCGCUCUCACACUGACACAAAGUCAGUGGACAGCAAAGAGAAGUCAAGUCUUAAUACUGAGGUAUAAGGCUGCCCAUGACAUGAAGAAACAAAUACUGUAACUGUACAUAGUAAAUCAUUUUGACACAAAUGUAUAUACCAAAUUACUUUUUUUGCUUUUGUUGUCUUUAUACAAGGACAACAAGGUGAGCUGUAAACAUUAUGCCAGAUUGAAUCAUUUAGACCAAAUGUAGUUUCUUUUAAGUGAGUUUUACUGUUUGGUUGGCUAACUGAUCAAAGAGUCUGAUGGUAAUAUUGUAUAAUAAGUUGCGAUGCCUUUUGUGGGCUAAACCUUUGUUGAACAAGGUAGUAGUGGAAUGUUUUUAAUCAUACAAAGAAAAUUGCUACAUGAGAUCUACACAGUCCUGUUGUUGGCUGCUCUUUGACUCACAGCAGUGCAUUCACUCUGCACCAUUUUAGAGCUAAAGGCUAUUGUAAAAUGACAUUUCCUGGACAAAUAAGAACCCAGCAGUCAUUUAAAAAUAGGUAUUACAUCAGUUUCCAUCUGUCAGAUAAACAACAGAUUUUGAUUACCAUUCUCUUGCCUGUAUGUGACAGCAAGGAAAACACAAAGUCCCAGUUGUUUUUAGGUCAUACGAUGAUUGUUAUUGUAGUUUUUAUUGCUAUCAUAAUUUUCUAUUAUUAAAAUAACAGAUACAAGAUAUCUGCUUUUGUUGCUCAUAGUCUUUCUAAUUAUUAUUAUAGACUUUCUUCAGAAUAUUAAGUGACCAGCAGAGGGAACUGUUUUACAUAUUUAAGUACAGGCCAGGUCAUUGGCUAAUUGAUCAGGUCUUGAAAAGAGUUCUGCCUCUUAACUUCACCUACAAUACUUUCAAUAUGGUAGAUCGGAUAGAUGGUAAUAUUGUACAAUAAGUUGUAGAUCCAUUUAUGAUGCAUUUGUGGGAUGAAUCAUUUUGAAACGAUGGAAAGAUGAAAUGUUUUUUUGUUGAAAAGUGUAUUUAUAUAGCCCUCCUCCGAACCAGAGAAACAAAGUGCUAUCCAAGGGGAAAAAAGAAUGAAAUCAGAAAAAGUAUAACAUAACACACACAUAAAAUCCAACCAAGCAGACAAAUUUGCCCACAUUGAAUAACCUGUAGAGCAAGUGGCUACAUUUAUCUUCGGAGUGAUAAUGGUACUUCUUCUCUAUGCUCUUUGACUCACAGCAGUGCAUUCAGUCUGUACCAUACUAGACCUGGUGGAUAUGUGAUAUGUGGGUGCCAUCUUUUUUGAGAAGAGAAACCAGUCAUAAUUUCAAAAGAGGUAUUACAUUAGUUUAUGGUUGAAUAUGUGCACAAAACAAGCAACAAAAACAUUAGAUUUGUUUGACAAAGGGAACUGUGUGUUUUCCCUCUGUCACAUACUGUACACUCCAGAUGUUGAUAGUAUAUCUGUGCCUGUACGUUACAGCAAAGAAAAUAAACAACAAAACAAGUUGUUUAUAUGCCAUAAUUGUCGACUGUAUUGACAAUUAAAAGGCUGGCACAUCAACUAAUAACAUAGUAAUAGAUUGUGCCACAUUGUGCCUUACUUGCCAUAGAAUAUAGUAGGCUAUAAACUAAUGUAUAGAAGAGAUUUAACUGAAUGUAGAAUAUACAGUGUGAAAUAGUGUCACUGAGCCGCUGUACUAACAGGCUUAUAGCAAGUUAGUUUCCCAACUUCCUCCCUCACACCCAACUCAACCCAGCCACUGAUCACGUUAUGUGUGCACUUGACAAAAUUUGGCACAUGACAGGGACCACACAGGCCAUCUUUGGGUACAUACAAAGUGAAAGUGAAGUGGUCAAGUGCUAGGUUUAGUAUAGCUCAUUUUGUCUGUAUAGUAAUGUUUAUUAAAUAAAUCACCCUGAAAUGUU
Messenger RNA from Siniperca chuatsi (mandarin fish), 3193 nucleotides. RefSeq names its product chemokine-like receptor 1. The transcript has 2 exons. Gene Ontology annotation, biological process: inflammatory response; positive regulation of cytosolic calcium ion concentration; complement receptor mediated signaling pathway. Gene Ontology annotation, cellular component: plasma membrane. The record is from RefSeq and is a predicted model, not a curated record. The coding region runs from base 277 to 1368 and encodes 363 amino acids. Gene Ontology annotation, molecular function: complement receptor activity; G protein-coupled receptor activity. Lineage: Eukaryota; Metazoa; Chordata; Actinopteri; Centrarchiformes; Sinipercidae.